AACCUUCAGCUGUGCUCCUGCAGCAGGGUCUUCCCAGUGGCACAGUUUGCACUGAAAAAAUGAGACUUUCAGCCGUCCUUUUCGUCAUUGCCGUCUCGGUGGCACUGUCUGGGAGUGUCACAAUUAAGUCCUUGGUAUUCCCCGCUGAAUCAAGUGACAGUUAUGUUGAGUUGGUCCCUCUGAAACCGAUGGAGAUGAGGGCAUUCACUCUGUGCAUGAACGUGGCCACGGAGCUCAAAGGCGAGCGAGAGGUCAUCUUCUUUGCAUACCGGACUAGAGACUUUGACGAGCUGAAUGUGUGGCGCGAACUGGACGGCAGAUUGUCUUUCGCCCUGAGUGGAGAGAGUGUUUACUUCGACGUCCCUCAGCUCGGUGCCCUGAGGACGCACCUGUGCGUCACCUGGGAUUCCAAGUCAGGUGCAGCUGCCAUCUUCAUGGAUGGGAGGAAAAGCUUGACCAAAAUCUACAAGAAGGGUCACACCAUCCGCUCAGGAGGCAAAGUCCUCCUUGGGCAAGAUCCGGAUGUUUACAUGGGUGAAUAUGAUGCCAAACAGAGUUUUGUUGGGGAGAUCUGUGACCUUAACAUGUGGGACACUGUUCUGUCAGACAGCACAAUCAAAGACCUUGUCUCUGGGAAGAAAGUCGAAAGAGGAAAUGUUUUCGACUGGGAAACCACACAGCCUAAAAUUUCCGGGAGGGUAGAGGUCAUCGAUUGUGAACAAUAGCUUCUACUUUAACAAAAAUGUUGUAAUCACAUAUAAGGCAACAUGAAGGUCUGCAGUCAAUACAAGUCUUCAAUAUCCCUGUAUGACAUAUUUAUUGAUGAAAAUACAAAUCUGUGAAACAAUAUCAAUGAAUUUUACUCUCGUCUAAUAAAAAAUUGUGCUUAAAUUGUCA
Stegastes partitus (bicolor damselfish) is the source of this 897-nucleotide messenger RNA. RefSeq names its product pentraxin fusion protein-like. The coding region runs from base 60 to 725 and encodes 221 amino acids. The transcript has 4 exons. The record is from RefSeq and is a predicted model, not a curated record. Lineage: Eukaryota; Metazoa; Chordata; Actinopteri; Pomacentridae.